Molecule: messenger RNA, 312 nt
Organism: Cladophialophora yegresii CBS 114405
Lineage: Eukaryota; Fungi; Ascomycota; Eurotiomycetes; Chaetothyriales; Herpotrichiellaceae
Product: histone H4
Exons: 2
Coding region: 1-312 (103 amino acids)
Biological process (GO): nucleosome assembly
Cellular component (GO): nucleosome
Molecular function (GO): structural constituent of chromatin; DNA binding; protein heterodimerization activity
Source: RefSeq, a predicted model, not a curated record
AUGACUGGACGUGGCAAAGGUGGCAAGGGCCUCGGCAAGGGCGGUGCGAAGAGACAUCGCAAGAUUUUGCGUGACAACAUCCAGGGCAUCACCAAGCCUGCCAUCAGACGUCUCGCCCGUCGUGGCGGUGUCAAGCGUAUCUCUGCCAUGAUCUACGAAGAGACCCGAGGUGUCCUCAAGACCUUCCUCGAGGGUGUCAUCCGAGAUGCCGUCACCUACACUGAACACGCCAAACGAAAGACUGUCACUUCUCUCGACGUCGUAUACGCGCUCAAACGACAAGGCAGAACCCUCUACGGUUUCGGUGGUUAA